Pantherophis guttatus is the source of this 3865-nucleotide messenger RNA. It is a transcript of the gene MAP3K11, whose product is annotated as mitogen-activated protein kinase kinase kinase 11. Gene Ontology annotation, molecular function: ATP binding; JUN kinase kinase kinase activity; protein binding. The record is from RefSeq and is a predicted model, not a curated record. Gene Ontology annotation, cellular component: centrosome. NCBI's taxonomy places the organism in Eukaryota, Metazoa, Chordata, Lepidosauria, Squamata, Colubridae. Gene Ontology annotation, biological process: positive regulation of apoptotic process; microtubule-based process; protein phosphorylation.
CCCUCGCCUUCCCAGCCUUGCCCGCCUCGCUCCGUCCGGCCGCUCGGAGGGAAAGGAAAAGGACCGGGGCAAAGGAGCCGUCGGGGGACGCUUUGCAAGACCCGGGUUGCCUCCGUUGCCGGCCGGGAUCUUGGCGGGAAGGAUCCGGGAAUCUCUCCCCUCCGCUGGAUCGGGAUCCUUCGCGGGGAAAGGACGAGGAAGCAACAGAGAUCUACCCGGGGCCUCCGCCCGCGCCCACGGAGGAGGAAGAGAUCGCGGCGCCCGCGGGCGCCUGAGAAGCCUUGGAGGGGCAUGUAGAGCCCGACCGGGUUGCAGACGUGGAUGGGCUUUCCCGAUGGGAGGGGGUUUGAGCUAGCUCCGGAGCUCUCCCCGUGGUCUCCUUUCCGGGGUCCAUGUUCCUGGACCCGAUGAGGCCGGGAGGGCACGAUGGAGCCACUGAAAAGCAUGUUCCGGAAAGCCCCUCUGGUGGGCGGCUGGGGGCCAGGCUCCCGAGUCGGGGGUCCCAUCACUUGCGCCAACCCGGUCUGGACGGCGUUGUUUGACUACGAGGCCGCCAGCACGGACGAGCUGACCCUGCGCAAGGGCGACUUGGUGGAAGUCUUGUCCUGGGAUUCGGCCAUCUCCGGCGACGAAGGCUGGUGGGCCGGGAAGCUGAACGACCGAGUGGGCAUCUUCCCUGCGAAUUAUGUCUCGCCCAAGACGGGGGCGUACGCGGCGCCCGCGGACCCUCCCGAGGCUGACUUUCGGGAUCUGACGCUGGAGGAAGUGAUCGGGGUGGGGGGCUUCGGGAAGGUCUACCGGGGUAGCUGGAAGGGGCAGUUGGUAGCGGUCAAGGCGGCCCGUCAGGAUCCGGACGAGGACAUCAGUACUACGGCCGAGCGGGUGCGCCAGGAAGCUCGUCUCUUUGCCAUGCUGAAGCACCCCAACAUCAUCGUCCUGAAGGCCGUCUGCCUGCAGGGGCCCAACCUGUGUUUGGUGAUGGAGUACGCGGCCGGAGGACCACUCAGCCGGAUGCUGGCCGGACGCCGCAUCCCGCCGCACAUCCUCAUCAACUGGGCAGUCCAGAUCGCGCAAGGCAUGGAGUACCUUCACUGUGGAGCCAUCGUGCCCGUCAUCCACCGGGAUCUGAAAUCCAACAACAUUUUGUUGAGCGAAUACGUGGACGACGGCGAGGUCAGCGGGAAAACCUUAAAGAUCACCGAUUUCGGUCUGGCCAGGGAAUGGCACAAAACGACUAAAAUGAGCGCAGCCGGGACUUACGCCUGGAUGGCGCCGGAAGUCAUCAAAAACUCCACUUUUUCCCGGGGUAGCGACGUCUGGAGUUACGGGGUGCUCCUGUGGGAACUCCUCACCGGUGAAGUUCCAUACCGGGGAAUUGACGGGCUGGCCGUGGCUUACGGGGUUGCCGUCAACAAACUCACCCUCCCCAUACCAUCCACGUGCCCGGAACCCUUUGCACGCUUAAUGACGGAGUGCUGGCAGCAGGACCCCCACGCGCGCCCCAGCUUUGCCUCCAUUCUCGAUCAGCUGACGGUCCUCGAAACGCAGGUGCUACACGACCUGCCACAGGAAUCCUUCCAUUCCAUGCAGGACGACUGGAAAGUGGAGAUCCAGGAUAUGUUUGACGAACUGCGGGCAAAAGAGAAGGAGCUGUUGAGCCGGGAAGAAGAGCUGAAGCAGGCGGCCCUGAAGCAGAAAUCCCAGGAGGAAUUUCUCCGCCAACGGGAACACGAACUGGCCCAAUGGGAGCUGGAGGUCUUUGAGCGCGAACUCAGCCUCCUCAUCCAGCAGAUGAACCGCGAUCGGCCGCACGUGAAGAAGCGCAAGGGAACCUUCAAGCGCAACAAGCUCAGAGGAAGGGACAGCGAGCGUAUCAGCAUGCCGCUCGAUUUUAAACAUCGCAUUACAGUUCAAGCAUCUCCGGGGCUGGAUAAAAGGAAGGAUUUCUUCGAUGCGGGCGCUGGAGGCUCCCCGACGUUCCCACGAUUUCGAGCUAUCCAGUUAGAACCAAGUGAAAACGAUCAGAACUGGAACCGUCAAUCACCCCGUCGAGGCGAUGAGACUUGGAACGGCCAUACCAAGAGCCCGGGCUCCCCUAAAACGUCUGAGGCCAGUACGCAAAACGGCAGGAGAAGAUCACGGCCAGAGGAGACCACGUGGUACGUAGAAUCGGACGUUUCCCCUACUCACUCGCAGCUCCAUUCUCAGUCCAGCCAGAACGGCGAUGUUCCCGUCAACUCUGCAGAAACUGAGGACCAGACACUGGAAAGGCCGAACGGGCCCCGACUCAUCCAGAGGGUUCUACUUCGUGGUUCAGCCUUGCUGGCAUCCCUGGGCUUGGGCCGAGAAUUGCCGGUCCCCUCUCCGGAGGGGCCCGUGGAGGGGCCAACUUCUAAGAAGCCGUCUCCCCAAAGAGACUCCACUCCUGCUCUCCAGGUGGAGCCUUGCAAGGAUGAGGCUGCCACGGAUCUCCUCAUUGACCUGGCCUCGGUGGGGGACAGGACUGCCUUGCCCCCCCUCUGGAUACGAGAGUCACCCAGAGUGCCACAGGUCGCGGAAGGCCGGAUCCCCAAGGCUCAAAAGUGGGAUGGUGCUUUCCCGUCGCUGUCCUCCCCCCGCAGCCCCCGCUCCCCUCGCCCCUCCCUUCACCCCACCCUCAUUUCCCGCCCCCGGCCUUCUCCUAUCCGCAGCCGGAUCGACCCCUGGAGCUUCGUAUCGUCAGGAUCUCGGGCCUCGCCAGCGGUCACCCCGGUCCAGUCCCCACGCCUGGGGCCACGUCAGCUCAAACCACUCCGUCCCGAAAGCACCAAUCCUUUCGGGGCGCCCACUUCGGAUCCCUUCGCCUGGGUGGACUUUCCGGCACCUGCCGACCCUUUUCUCGGGACCCCCAUGCGGGCAGCCCCAGAGACGCUCAGCCCCCCGGUUUGCUGGACCUCCAGACCACUCCCGACUCCGCAAGAGGAUUUGCCAGCCUCGUCCUGGUGGGGAGAGGCCUCCUGCCCCCCGAUCCCCAAAUGACCAGGGAUGCCGUUUCCAGAAAUACGCCUGCCAGGCUUCACGUCAUGGGACCGUGGCCUGUCGUGUGGCCAAAAAUCCGAGGACCACAGACCGCUGUCCUACAGGGGAAGGACAUUUUUCAAAAAACAAAACCUGGAAGCUCGGUGGCGACACACAAAGCGGGGCUAACUUCCUCCCCACAUCUCCACUAUGCAAUGAACACUUAAGCUGGCUCACCUUGUGGUGCCCUUUCCCCGUUGCCAUCCUGGUUCCUCCUUACAGGCAGCUAUCUGGGUUCUCGCCUCGUCUCCCUUACCACUACCCCCCACGCCAGUAGAUCUUCCCCAUUCAUGGUGGGUGGGUGGGGAAAACGACACCGGGAUCGAGACACCCCCACUCCACGGUCCUGGUUAGCUUUCCAUUCCCUCCCACUCACCCACCCCGAAAAAAAAUUCCAGCCAAUUGAGGCCUUUGCCCAAAGUUUGUCUUUUUUGCACACCAAGAGAGCCAAGGACAAAAAGGGGCUGGGGAACAAAUGGCGAGGGGGGGGGCAGGGUCCGUGCAGCCCCCUCCUCAGCCCUCGUCUUGAGGCCAAAGCGAAAAAAGCAGAGGAAAUUCCCGCACGACCGAGGCACUCCCAAAGCACUUUGUGUGUGCAAUUCUACUGUGUCUUUCCCCCCCCCCCACUUGAAAUUAUUCACACAUGUGCCGGGCUCCCUCUGCUCUGACUCCCUGCUCCGUAUGUGCAUGCACACACUCCCGUGAGCAGGGGGUGGGGUGGGGGCAGCCAACUGUGUUCAGGACCGUCCCAGCAUUGGGGCGGCCCGAGCCUGUGAAACGAGACCAAAUAAACCUCUGGAUAUUGCCA